GCCGAUCCAGCGCGUCCCCGGGCUCUGCGGGCUCUCUGGCCAUGGCCCCCCGACGCCAAGCCAGCCCAGGGCUGGCUGUCGCCCGCUGCUGGCUCCUCACCGUUGUUUUAGGCUUCUGCGUAUCAUUCAAUGUUGAUGUGAAAAAUUCAGUGACUUUCAGUGGCCCAGUGGAAGACAUGUUUGGAUAUACUGUUCAACAAUAUGAAAAUGAAGAAGGAAAAUGGGUGCUUAUUGGCUCUCCUUUACUUGGUCAACCCAAGAACAGAACUGGAGAUGUCUAUAAGUGUCCAGUUGGGAGAAGCAAACCAUUACCUUGCAUAAAGUUGGAUCUGCCUGUUAAUACAUCAAUUCCCAAUGUCACGGAAGUAAAGGAGAACAUGACGUUUGGAUCAACUUUAGUCACCAACCCAAAUGGAGGGUUUCUGGCAUGUGGGCCCUUGUAUGCCUAUAGAUGUGGACAUUUACAUUACACAACUGGAAUCUGUUCUGAUGUUAGCUCCACAUUUCAAGUCGUGAACUCCAUUGCUCCUGUACGAGAAUGCAGCACUCAACUGGACAUAGUCAUCGUGCUGGAUGGCUCCAACAGUAUUUAUCCCUGGGAGAGUGUUACAGCUUUUUUAAAUGACCUUCUUGAAAGAAUGGAUAUUGGUCCUAAACAGACACAGGUUGGAAUUGUACAGUAUGGAGAAAAUGUAACCCAUGAGUUCAACCUCAAUAAGUACUCAUCAACGGAAGAGGUACUUGUUGCAGCAAAUAAAAUAAUCCAGAGAGGUGGCCGCCAGACUAUGACAGCCCUUGGGAUAGACACAGCCAGGAAGGAGGCUUUCACUGAAGCCCGGGGUGCCCGAAGGGGAGUUAAAAAAGUUAUGGUGAUUGUGACUGAUGGGGAGUCCCAUGAUAACCAUCGACUGAAUAAGGUCAUCCAAGACUGUGAGGAUGAAAACAUUCAGCGAUUUUCCAUAGCUAUUCUUGGGAGCUAUAACAGAGGAAAUUUAAGCACUGAAAAGUUUGUGGAAGAAAUAAAAUCAAUUGCAAGCGAACCCACUGAAAAGCAUUUCUUCAAUGUCUCUGAUGAAUUAGCUCUAGUCACUAUUGUUGAAGCUCUCGGAGAAAGAAUAUUCGCCCUGGAAGCUACAGCUGACCAGUCAGCAGCUUCAUUUGAAAUGGAAAUGUCUCAGACUGGCUUCAGUGCUCAUUAUUCACAGGACUGGGUCAUGCUUGGAGCAGUAGGAGCCUAUGAUUGGAAUGGAACAGUCGUCAUGCAGAAGGCUAAUCGAAUCAUAAUCCCUCAAAACACAACCUUUAAUGUUGAGUCUACCAAAAAGAAUGAACCACUUGCUUCUUAUUUAGGUUACACAGUGAACUCCGCCACGGUUUCGGGAGAUGUGCUCUACAUUGCCGGACAGCCACGGUACAAUCACACGGGCCAGGUUGUCAUCUACAGGAUGGAAGAUGGAGACAUCAGGAUUCUCCAGACACUCAGUGGAGAGCAGAUUGGUUCCUACUUUGGCAGUGUUUUAACCACACUUGACGUUGAUAAAGAUUCUAAUACUGACAUUCUUCUGGUUGGGGCUCCCAUGUACAUGGGAACAGAGAAAGAGGAACAAGGAAAAGUGUAUGUGUAUGCCCUGAAUCAGACAAGGUUUGAAUAUCAAAUGAGCCUGGAACCCAUUAAGCAGACUUGUUGUUCAUCUCUGAAGCACAAUUCAUGCACUAAAGAAAACAAAAAUGAGCCGUGUGGGGCUCGUUUUGGAACAGCUAUUGCUGCUGUGAGAGACCUCAAUCUUGAUGGAUUUGAUGACAUUGUGAUAGGAGCUCCCCUGGAAGAUGAUCAUGGGGGAGCCGUGUACAUUUAUCAUGGGAGUGGAAAGACUAUAAGGCAAGAGUAUGCACAACGUAUUGCGUCAGGUGGAGAUGGCAAGACACUGAAAUUUUUUGGCCAGUCUAUCCAUGGAGAAAUGGAUCUAAAUGGGGACGGUCUGACUGAUGUGACAAUUGGGGGCCUUGGUGGUGCUGCCCUCUUCUGGUCCCGAGAUGUGGCUGUAGUUAAAGUGACCAUGAAUUUUGAACCCAAUAAAGUGAAUAUCCAAAAGAAAAACUGCCAUGUGGAAGGAAAGGAAACAGUAUGCAUAAAUGCUACGGUGUGUUUUGAUGUGAAAUUAAAGUCCAAAGAAGACAGAAUUUACACAGCUGAUAUACAGUACCGUGUCACACUAGAUUCACUAAGACAGAUAUCACGGAGUUUUUUCUCUGGAACUCAAGAAAGAAAGAUUCAAAGAAACAUCACAGUUCAAGAAUCAGAAUGCACUAAGCUUUCCUUCUACAUGUUGGACAAGCAUGACUUUCGGGACUCUGUGAGGAUAACUUUGGAUUUUAAUCUUACUGAUCCAGAAAACGGGCCUGUUCUUGAUGAUUCCCUACCAAAUUCAGUACAUGAAUAUAUUCCCUUUGCCAAAGAUUGUGGAAACAAGGAAAAAUGUAUCUCGGACCUCGCCCUGCAAGUAUCCACCACAGCAAAGGGCCUGCUUAUUGUCAGGUCCCACAAUGACAAAUUCAAUGUUAGUCUCACAGUCAAAAACAAAAAGGACAGUGCCUAUAACACCAGAACCAUAGUGCAUUAUUCUCCAAACCUAAUUUUUUCAGGAAUUGAGGCUAUCCAAAAAGACAGUUGUGAGUCCAAUCAUAAUCUCACAUGUAAAAUUAGAUAUCCCUUCCUGAGAAGAGAAGAAGAGGUUACUUUCAAAAUAUUAUUUCAGUUUAACACAUCUUAUCUCAUGGAAAAUGUGACCAUUCAUUUAAGUGCAACAAGUGACAGUGAAGAGCCUCCUGAAGCCCUUUUUGAUAAUGAAGUUAAUAUCUCUAUCCCAGUAAAAUAUGAAGUUGGACUUCAGUUUUACAGCUCUGCGAGUGAAUACCAUAUUUCAAUUGCGGCCAAUGAGACAGUCCCUGAAGUUAUUAAUUCUACUGAGGACAUUGGAAAUGAAAUUAAUGUCUUCUACUUGAUUAGAAAAAGUGGACAUUUUCCGAUGCCAGAACUUAAGCUGUCAAUUUCAUUUCCCAACUUGACAUCAGACGGUUAUCCUGUGCUAUACCCAAGUGGAUGGUCAUCUUCUAAUAAUGCAAACUGCAGACCCAGUAGCCUUCAGGACCCGCUUGGUAUCAACUCUGGGAAGCAAAUGAUUAUAUCAAAAUCUGAAGAUCUCAAACGAGGCACAAUUCUGGACUGCAGCACAUGUAAAUUUGCUACAAUCACGUGUAAUUUGAUUCCUUCUGACAUGAGCCAAGUGAAUGUUUCACUUAUCUUAUGGAAACCAACUUUUAUAAAAGCACGUUUUUCGAGCUUAAAUCUUACUGUAAGGGCAGACCUUCAGAGUGAAAAUACAUUACUGAUUUUAAGUACUGGCAAUCAAAAAAGAGAGUUUGCUAUUCAAAUAUCCAAAGAUGGACUACCAGGCAGGGUGCCAUUAUGGGUCAUCCUGUUGAGUGCCUUUGCUGGAUUGUUGCUGUUAAUGCUGCUCAUAUUAGCACUGUGGAAGAUUGGAUUCUUCAAAAGACCACUAAAGAAGAAAAUGGAAAAAUGACAUAUUUUACAGGAGAAAAAUAAUAAUAAUUAUUUGAUGAUCUAUCCUCAGGUUUGCCUCAAAUAUGUGACAAGAAAUGUAUAGAUACAAUUAAAGACAUAGUCACAUAACUUUAUGUAAUCCAUCAGGGAUUAAUCACUUGGAAAGUGAUAAGUCAAAGAAGAUCCAAAAACAAUACCAUAAAAAUAUAUUUUAUAAAAUGAUGAAAAAUAUUUUAAAAUAAUUACUCAUGUGUAUUAUUUAAGUAAAAUUACAAAGUGUUUUGAAGAUGAAGAUUAACCUGUACAAAUAUGUUUACAUAUUAAAUCAGCAUUCAGAGUAUUUAAGGAAUGCAUAAAAAGAUUUUUAUGAUCAUUGAUAAGUUAAGCUUUUUUCCAUUGAUUCCUGAUGGAUAUUCACAUUCAGCAUGAUAGUCAACAUUUGUAAAUGACAAGAAAAGGUUAACUGAAAAAGAUAAUUUCCCCCUAUUCAAAUGAGAAAUUUUUCCUGGGUAGAGUAUAUAUAAAAUAUGGACUGAAAAUAUAAUUAAAUCACAGAGAAUACGUUAGCAUCUUUGUGUUGGGUUCUGUACUUGGAAAAAAAAUUUUUUUCCAAAGUGUUUGGAAACUUUGAGCUGAAGGAAAACCAAGAAUGACUUGAUUAAAAGCAGUGCACUGAAUAGAUGAAUUUAAGCUUUCACAGAACAAGUUUCAUUUUGAUGUUGAGCCCUAAAACUCAAAACUUUAUGCUGAAAACAACACUUCACGGCAAUUUUGUGUGGCAUACCAGCGAUUUGUCAUGAAAAGCCAUGUUGUGUAUGGGAUAUGCUAAGAUGGCUUCUGAACGGAACAUGGCAGCUUAGGCAGAUGCCACAGAAAUGCUGAAGUCAUCUUUGCUGGGCAACUUUUGAACGUUAGGGGUUCCAGGAUGUACCAAAAGUAGGAGUUUUCUCAGCUCCUUGGUACAUGGUUCAUUUAAACCCUCAAGCUGUGAGAGUAUGUUUAUUUUUCAUUUUUUAAAAGGUAUUUAACUUUUGAAACACAUUUCUUACGUUUAUGAAAGGCAGUAUUCCAUUUCAAUAUUGCAUUUUACCAAGAAGACACUGCUUUAUAAGUGUGGCAUAUCAAUAUUUAAAUAGAACUCCAGAAAUGAAUUUUAAAGGACUUUAGCUUUGAAACCUCGCACCGACAGAAAGAGAUCACACCUCUAUAUGAGCUUCUUUGCUCCUGAAGUAAUCAUCAUGGUGCCUUGGACUCUACUGUAGCAUAAGCUCCUGGGUUGCUCCGUUGCUUAGGAAAAUAACAAUGAAUGAAUGUAUCGUAGCCGCAUGUGUGAACUACUGCUGUAAAAUUAGCUGAUUCUUCUGCAACAACUCCAUGUCUCCACCUGGCUGACCAUCACAAGACCAGCAUCUGUCCAGAACCUUAUCCAGAAAGUUCUGGACUCUACUUUUCUCAAAAAACAUCAAAUCAAGGGAGAAAUUAAAUGCCAUAGAUUUAAUUUUUUAAUAUAAUUUCCAAGGAAUUAUCUGAGAACUCAGCGUCGGCCUGCCUCGUGGCACUCCACAUCUACAUCUAAGAUCCUGACGAUCAAAACCUUGCACCUGGGGAGUGCCCAGGUCAUCAGUACCCUAAGAAAAGCGCAAUCUUUCCAGAGGUUUGAUAGCCUCCUGCUGGCCUGUCAUUGUUGAGAAAAAUUUGGGAAUUUCCUUCAUUCCCACUAUCUAUUUCGGGUUCAGAAAUCAUCCUUUCCACCUAUUAUUUCUUUGCCCAGUAAAACUCAGGUCUCUCUUGUUCAGAGUCACCAUGCUGCACAACUCCUGUGCAUAGCCUAUUCAGCAGCUCUGCUCCAAUCUCAACACAUUCUCAGAAAUAAAUCUAGCAGGUAAACUUAAAUUCACACGUGGCCUCCAUGACUGCUAGGCAAAGCAUUCACCAAACCAGGAGUGUGUACAUCUUAACUAAAUAUGGUGUUGACCCAGAGGGAAAAGAUGGAAACAAUGUCAUUUUGAAUUUUUUAGAAAAGACAGGGAGAACUGCUGGGCCAGAUCAAAUAGGUACUUAUAAUCAUGGCACAGUUUUUAACAUCAAUCAUUCCCAGUUUUUAAAUAAAAUUUAAUGGACCAGAUAUCCAUCAUCCCUAAUACUAUAACUUGUUGAGCUUUAUGUGUGUGAGCAUCUGUGUGUGUAAACACACAUGUACACACACCCACAUGAAUGUGCAAACAUAAAUCAAAUACAAAAUAUCUCAAUAAUACCAAAUGACAGGGUUUGACAAAAAGGACAAAAAACAAACACAGAAGCUACACCACCAAGGAAAGUUUGAUUCAUCCACUUUGCAUAUAGUUUUCAUUUUUAUUAAUAUUUAACUUUAAUGUACAGUUCUGCAACUAUGUAAAAGAUGCAAAUGUGGAGGUUCUGAUUAGAAUAAGUCAGCAGUACACAUGUUCUAAAACAUAGUCAAUGAUCAAGAAAUAUACUAACCUCUACCAUUUUAUUCUAAAGCACUUAAUAAGAAAAGUGAGUGCUUUUUAAACCUAUGAGCUUAUUCCAAAAACUUUUUUUAACUUUGGUAUUUUAUAAAAUUGAUUAUUUCUUCCAUUGUGAACUUACAUAUGUAUGAAGUCCCUUUCCAGACUACACUUAGAAAGGUAUAUUGGUAAAUUAUUCAAUAACUGGCUCUCCAGGAGGAAAACAAAUUCCCUGAUUUGUGUCAUUUGCCAAUUUCCGUGACCUAAAUAGUCUUGUCAUGGCCAUUUUCAAGCUACUGAUAUAACCCUACCAUCUUAACAAAACUCCUGAAAAUUAAUCUGUCAGGUCCUGUGAACCAGUAUGAACUGGCUUCAGCACACCAUUGAAAUAGAUUAGAUGACAAUAAUAGGCAAUAGAUAGAUGAUAGAUAAAUAGAUAUAGAUAUACAGAGAUAUAACAUGUUGAAUAUAUAUAUAGAUAGAUACACAAAUACAAUAUCAUCAUAUUUCAAAUUAUCCUUAAAAUGCUCAUCUCAAGCCCAGCAGACAUAAUGCUACAUGGUUUCCCAUUCUUUAACUUCAACUUCUAAAAUUAUAGCCUUCCUUUAAUAUUAUUAAAAUUAUAUAAACUUUCAGAAGAAGCAAGAAUUGAAAUCAAGAAAAUCUGAAGGGUGACACAGUGAAAAUCGGAACUUCAAAACCACUAAGAAGCUGCUUCACCUUCUCUAGGAGUCCAUUGCCCUGGAGCAAUAGUGUGAAAGUUCAUCCUUUGCAAAUAUUUGUAAUUUCUAUGAUCCAAUUUGAAAUUCAGUGGUCCAAUUUAUUCACUUAUUUUCUCUGAGCUGUAAAGUCAUGGGCAGUUUAAUCUGAAUAUUUCCAUGUCAUAAAUACACUUGAAAUGA
Herpailurus yagouaroundi (jaguarundi) is the source of this 6932-nucleotide messenger RNA. RefSeq names its product integrin subunit alpha 1 (gene ITGA1). The coding region runs from base 42 to 3581 and encodes 1179 amino acids. The transcript has 29 exons. The record is from RefSeq and is a predicted model, not a curated record. Lineage: Eukaryota; Metazoa; Chordata; Mammalia; Carnivora; Felidae. Gene Ontology annotation, molecular function: integrin binding. Gene Ontology annotation, cellular component: external side of plasma membrane; integrin complex. Gene Ontology annotation, biological process: integrin-mediated signaling pathway; cell-cell adhesion; cell adhesion mediated by integrin.